Molecule: messenger RNA, 2325 nt
Organism: Motacilla alba alba
Lineage: Eukaryota; Metazoa; Chordata; Aves; Passeriformes; Motacillidae
Gene: HOXA9
Product: homeobox A9
Exons: 2
Coding region: 360-1145 (261 amino acids)
Biological process (GO): DNA-templated transcription; proximal/distal pattern formation; regulation of transcription by RNA polymerase II
Cellular component (GO): nucleus
Molecular function (GO): RNA polymerase II cis-regulatory region sequence-specific DNA binding; DNA-binding transcription factor activity, RNA polymerase II-specific
Source: RefSeq, a predicted model, not a curated record
AGAGAGAGAGAGGAAGAGAGAGAGAAAGAGGGGAGGGGGGCUGUAAUACGGAAUCUGAUCUUUUAAUCUCAGUUGGCCGCAAUUAAAACAAACCCCGCCGUAUAACUCAAAUAUCCCUUUGCAUAAAAACAUAUGGCCUCGCUAUAAAAAUUAUGGCUGGAAAACACUGACCCAUUAAUAGCCCGCGGACUGAUUUAUACUUUAUUGUUCUGCUCCCCCGCCACGUGACAGGCGCAGCCAAUGGGCGCCUGCGCUGCCCUCAACUUAUUACUGACUCUACUUCUCCGCCAGCACCAAGUUGUUACGUGAAACCCGCAGCCCCGAACCGCGGCGGGUCCGCCGCCGCCCGCCCGCCCGCCAUGUCGGCUCCCGGGACCCUCAGCAAUUACUACGUGGACUCCUUCCUGGUGCCGGAGGGGGACGAGCUGGCGGCGCCCCGCUACGCCCCCGCCCCGCUGGGGCCGCCGCCGCGGCCGGCGGCGCUGGCCGAGCACCCCGAGCUGGCCCCCUGCAGCUUCCAGCCCAAGGCGCCCGUCUUCGGCCCCCCCUGGAGCCCCGCGCACCCCGCCGGCGCCAGCGGCGUCCCCGCCGUCUACCACCCCUACGCGCACCACCAGGCGCCCGUGGCACCGCCCGACGGCAGGUACAUGCGUUCGUGGCUUGAGCCUGUGCCGGGCUCCUUGUCUUUCCCCGGGUUACCUACCAGCAGGCAUUACGGCAUUAAACCUGAACCGCUGGCGGCCAGGAGGGCUGACUGUACCACGUUUGACACUCACACUUUGUCUCUCUCUGAUUAUGCUUGUGGUUCUCCUCCAGUUGAUAGGGAUAAGCAAAGCCACGAAGGCGCAUUCUCUGAAAGCAAUGGAGAAAGUGAGGCAAACGGAGAGAAACCGCAGAUCGAUCCAAAUAAUCCAGCUGCAAACUGGCUCCACGCAAGGUCCACCAGGAAAAAGCGAUGCCCUUACACCAAGCAUCAGACACUGGAACUGGAGAAGGAGUUUCUGUUCAAUAUGUAUCUCACUAGGGACCGUAGAUACGAGGUGGCCAGGCUCCUCAAUUUAACAGAGAGACAAGUGAAAAUCUGGUUUCAGAACAGGAGGAUGAAAAUGAAGAAAAUCAACAAAGAUCGAGCGAAGGACGAAUGAUGGCGACACGUGGGUUAAAAUGAAAAUGCGUAAAGUAAAAGAAAAAAAAAAGAAAAAAGUAAAAACAAACAAACAAACAGCAACAACAAAAAAAUCAUCCCCUCGAGCCCUGCCAUACAAUGCGUCUGGGUCCAGGCCUCAUUUUUCCCUUGGCAAAUUCUGAUUAUGAUUGUACAAUGAUAGUCACAGAGGCCAGAUUGCCAGGAGAGGUACAGUAAGACUUUUAAUUUUCUAAUAGGAAAGAAAAAGGGGGCAUUAGCACGAAAAGGCUGUCUAACUGGCUUGUAUAAAUCUACCUGUUUCUUCACUUAUGUAAAGAAAAAAAAAAAGAAAAAACUACCUUUUCAUAAUGCACAACUAUUUACGGACUGUAUAGUUUAGUCUACGUAGUUAAUUUUAUUCGCUUUUUGCGUGGCAGAGAAAUCUCUGCUCUAAUACUUGAACACUGUGUUUUAUUGUGGUAAUUAUGUUUGUGACUCAAUUUAUGUGCUUGGGUGCUGUACCGGAUGUAAUGGUGUAAGCUAGAAUUCAAUUUGAACUCAGGUUGUUUAUUAUAAAAAUUGCAUAGAGUAUAGCUCUGUAGUGUAUUAAGUCUUUUCUGUAUAAUUAGACAGUUAACCUUUGAUUGUAAAAUAUAUAUAUUAUAUAUAUCCCAAUGCAAAAUAAAUAAAAAAAAAAAAGGUAGGAAAAACCGUUCAUUCGGGAUGUCUGGGAAUUACGGUUCUCAAAAUAUGAAGCAAGUAAUUUUAGUAUGCACAGUUGAUACAUAUAUAGUACUGUCUUUGUCGGUUGUAUAUAUAAUCUAUAUAUUAAAAAAAAAAAAGUAAAUAAACAGACUAGCUUAAAUAUUGUUUUUGCACCAGUGAGCAGUUAGCAGAUUUCGGAGCUAUACGUAUAUGUGAAAAGGGUAACUACCUAUGGUUUAUGUUUGAAUUUUAAUCGAAUGAUUUGAUGGUUAUUGUAAUGAAGGUUAAUUUUAUUGAUAAUAAAUUAUACGUUAUAAAAACCUACAUUUGGUUAUUGUAAAUUUGUAUCGAUUAAAAAAAAAAAUCUGGGAAGUUGUGUUAAUGCAGAACGUACACUGUCUAUUUUGAAACAGUUACCUCAUGGCCUACUGACCAAAUCGUUGUGUUGAAAUGAUAUUUAACUUUUUGCCAAAUAAAAUAUAUUGAUUCUUUUA